Dentiscutata erythropus is the source of this 495-nucleotide messenger RNA. Lineage: Eukaryota; Fungi; Glomeromycota; Glomeromycetes; Diversisporales; Gigasporaceae. The record is from the annotation of a GenBank genome assembly.
CUUCUUACUAAGCUAUUAUUGCCAAAAAUUAAAGCCUCACAACCAGCACGUAUAGUAAAUAUUAGCAGUCAUGCUCAUAAACUUAUUCCUGAGGGUGGAAUUGAAUUCGAAAAAUUAAAUGAUCCAAAUACACAUGACCCAAGACAACAUUAUUUACAAUCAAAAAUUGCAAACAUUAUAUUUACUAACGAAUUAAAUAAACGAUUCCCUGAAGGAGUACAAGUGAGUCGUAGAUACUACCUGUUAAGAAAGAAUGAUUUAUCUUUCCCAGAAACUUUUGUAUCUUCUUCAAUCUCACCUGAUGAUGAAGCUAUUACUACUUUAUAUUGUGCUACCAGUCCAGAAAUCGAAGAGAAAAAUUAUCAUGGAAAGUACUUUGAACCAUUUGGUAUAGAAGCUGAAAAAAGGUCUUCAUAUGGUUAUGAUGAUAAUUUAACUAAGAGACUUUGGGAAUUUACUGAGAAUUUAAUUAGCGAAAAAUUAUUGCAAAAAUAA